Messenger RNA from Argentina anserina (silverweed cinquefoil), 1030 nucleotides. RefSeq names its product classical arabinogalactan protein 9. Bases 108 to 722 code for a protein of 204 amino acids. The transcript has 2 exons. NCBI's taxonomy places the organism in Eukaryota, Viridiplantae, Streptophyta, Magnoliopsida, Rosales, Rosaceae. The record is from RefSeq and is a predicted model, not a curated record. Gene Ontology annotation, cellular component: plasma membrane.
AAAAUCUUCCCCAUAACGUCUCUCACCGUCAAACUCACUCACCCUACUCUCUCUCUCUCUCUCUCUCUCUCUCUCUGUUAAUCCCACACAGAGAGAUCGGAGACAACAUGGGUCGCAAUGCCUUGUUCUUCAUAGGCUUCCUUUGCAUUGCCAUCGCCGGAGUCGGAGGCCAAGCUCCCGCCACAUCACCCACCGCCACACCAGCUCCUCCAACCCCCACUACUCCACCUCCGGUCACCUCAUCUCCACCCCCAGCUGCCACUUCACCUCCCCCAGUUGCCGCUUCACCACCACCUGUGACCACAUCUCCACCACCAGCCACCACUCCUCCUCCAGUCAGUGCACCCCCGCCGGCCACCCCACCGCCAGUCAGUGCUCCCCCUCCCGCCACUCCACCACCCGCAACUCCUCCUCCGGCUACUCCACCACCAGCCACACCACCACCAGCAACUCCACCCCCAGCUCCUCUUGCAUCGCAGCCAGCUUCCGUCCCAGCUCCAUCUCCCAAAGUGAAAUCUCCGGCUUUGGCUCCAUCUCCUCUAGCUCUUUCACCAGGCCCACCAGCGCCUCCUGUCGGAGCCCCUGGUCCCAGCGGCAUCGAGGCAGCAUCUCCGGGCCCGUCUCAGUCGACUGAUCAGAGUGGAGUAGAGAAGAUGUGGACAAUGCAGAAGAUGGUUGGGAGCUUAUUGUUCGGAUGGGCUCUUCUCAGCUUGAUGCUUUAGAUCAAUCAUGGAGAUACCUCUCUGCAUCUCCAAGGAUUUUCUUUUUGGAUUCAUUCUUACUCUACCGGUUUUUACAUUUAUAUGAUAUGUUGGUUACCACUUGCCACUUUAGUCCAUUUUGUAUCUAAAUGGGAUUUGAUCGCCAAUGCUACUUGUAUCUGAGCUAUAUACAUUCUGUUGAAUUCUUUGGGAGGUUUUUGAGUGGCGCUUUGUAUUGUGACCAUGGAGGAAGCAACAGUUGUUUUGUACUGGCAUGGAUUGUCCAUCGGUAGUUACAUAUUGCUAUAUAUUUCUCUUAGUAAUUCUUU